AUGGCAAACGUACCACGGAAAGGCCAAGUGUACAGUGUUGGUAAUUACCUCAUGACUGGCAAGGUUCUAGGAAAGGGACACUUCGCCAGAGUUGAGGAGGCAACGCACCGAAUAAUAGGAAAAAAGGUGGCCAUUAAAAUAAUCGACCUUACUUGCAUAAAAGAGGAAUACGCUCGUCGUAAUUUACACCGGGAGCCAAGAGUGAUGUCAAAACUGCGCCACCCGUGUAUUGCUGCUCUAUAUGAAACUAUGAUGCACGGGCCUCGGUUGUAUGUAGUGAUGGAAGCUGCAGGUGGCGGAGAUCUUUGCGCCCACGUGUUAUCAAGUCGUGGAACGGCGCGAGGCUUGCCCGAAGGAAGAGCGCGAACAUUAGCAACACAGCUGGUCUCUGCAGUGAAGCACAUGCAUGCCAGAGGCGUUGUGCAUCGAGAUCUAAAAAUGGAGAACAUCAUGCUGGAUAGUACGCAACAGUUUAUCAAAAUUGUUGAUUUCGGCCUGUCCAACGUAUGGAAUGUAAGCGGCGCUCUUCGCACUCCGUGCGGCUCGCUGGAGUACGCUGCGCCUGAGUUGUUCGUGGACGGACGUCGCUACGGACCCGAAGUGGAUCUCUGGAGCAUCGGCGUGAUUGUGUAUGGAAUGGUAACUGGCAGUUUGCCGUUUACUGAUGCAGAGAAGGAGGGCCAGUCGCGACCGCAGCUACGCGCCGCCAUCGCUCGGGGAUUCACCAGGAAACAACGCACGGCGUUGUCUUGUGUGUCCAGUGAAUGUAAGACAUUUAUUCGGCAUCUGCUUGAACCCAACGUAGAACUGAGGAUGAAGAUAGAGGAAGCCGCAAGGCACCGCUGGAUAAGAAAACCUGGAAUGAGGAUGAAAACACAUCCCCUUACCGCUCCAGAGGCCAAAGUCAAUCGCGAGAUUUACAAUCAAGUAUCCGAGCUCUGUGGUCAAACUAAAAUUGACGUAAUCACACAAAUAAAGGCAGAUCCUUUCGGUCCGAUAGCGGGCAUAUACAAUAUAAAGACCCACUUGCACCAAAUGCACGCAGUCGCCGGCACCGACAUGCUCUGGUCCACAAACACAGUCGAGCCUGUACCAGUAACGCCUCCAGAAUACAGAGCCAAGACUGAACAAGACGCUACCACCAGCAAUAGAAGAUUUAUCAACACUCCAUCGCCUUCACGGGCUUCUAAAAGUCCAAAUAGGAGAAUGUCAACAGUGCCUCUCAAACCGCCUGACACGAAACUGUUCACGGUUGGGCCCAGACCUAACGGAACUAUAGUUAAACAAUCGCUAAUUAGUGAGAAUGCGAGAGAAGUUUCGAGACAAAAUUUAGACGAAGGGAAGAUUUUAGAAAAACAGAAAACGUGUAAUGAACCAAAGAAAUAUCAAACGAAUCAAAGCCCAAGAAGAGGGAGUCUAUCUCAUUAUGUACCAAAGAAGUCAAUUGUAGUAUACGAUAGUGGAGACUGUACAUUAAGUUCUAGGUUACCGAGAAUCAAUGAACAUUCCAAUACAGAUCUAAACGACACUAAAAUAAAUUCGAGAGGGUUCGCGAGAUCUCCUAGCGUGCGGAAAUUAAACAUUCAAAGCGAAAGAGCUAACAGCUGUACAAACAACGGCGGUGAAUAUAAGAGAUCGCAGUUUUACAGAAGAGCAGGAGACGGACUACCAAGUUGGCGGGCAAGCGGCACAAUACCGACACCACCCGCACGGCUUUUGAUACAAACUACCGCAACGGGCAUCAAAAGAGCUUCUCUGGGUAACAUCAUCAGCCCACAUUCGUCGACAAACAGCCACUGCAAGAGUGAGAGGGCAACACCGGUUGGGUGGUUUUCCACAAGGACGCAGUUUGCCAGGGAAACUACCCACUCACAGCGAAUCAGACGGACUGCUCCCAUGAAAUGA
Parnassius mnemosyne (clouded apollo) is the source of this 1905-nucleotide messenger RNA. The record is from the annotation of a GenBank genome assembly. NCBI's taxonomy places the organism in Eukaryota, Metazoa, Arthropoda, Insecta, Lepidoptera, Papilionidae.